This is a messenger RNA of Symsagittifera roscoffensis, 1840 nucleotides long. Its product is annotated as E3 ubiquitin-protein ligase SIAH1A-like. Gene Ontology annotation, biological process: proteasome-mediated ubiquitin-dependent protein catabolic process; multicellular organism development. Bases 44 to 967 code for a protein of 307 amino acids. Lineage: Eukaryota; Metazoa; Xenacoelomorpha; Acoela; Convolutidae. The transcript has 5 exons. The record is from RefSeq and is a predicted model, not a curated record. Gene Ontology annotation, molecular function: ubiquitin conjugating enzyme binding; ubiquitin protein ligase activity; zinc ion binding. Gene Ontology annotation, cellular component: cytoplasm.
AUUGUUGUGAUAAACUUAUUAAAUAGUUUCAGAACAGUAAUUAAUGGAUCAAAAAAUUGGUCCUCUGGCAAAUAAUCCUAUGCGGGGACCAAAACCGAUGAAUAACGUCUCUCAGGUUUCGCCGUUCUUGAGUGGGUCUAUGCAGCGAGACUCAUCUGGCAUCCAUGUGCCUGCAAAUCCUCUUCAAGCGGGAUCAUCUUUGAAUAAUCCUAAUCCAGACCUCGCACAGUUAUUUGAAUGUCCUGUGUGUUUCGAUUAUGUGCUACCUCCAAUAUUGCAAUGUCAAAGUGGCCAUCUAGUAUGCAGUACAUGUCGACCAAAGUUGCAGUGUUGUCCUACGUGCAGAGGACCCUUAGGGUCCAUCAGAAAUCUGGCAAUGGAGAAAGUGGCCAACACCGUAAUGUUUCCCUGCAAGUACAAUGGUGUGGGAUGUUCGGUUACCUUGCUCCACACAGAGAAAAGUGAGCACGAGGAGACCUGUGAAUAUAGACCAUAUUCUUGUCCCUGUCCAGGAGCAUCCUGUAAAUGGCAAGGAUCUCUUGACCAAGUUAUGCCACAUUUGACACAAGCGCACAAAUCAAUCACCACUUUACAAGGAGAAGACAUAGUGUUUCUGGCGACAGACAUCAACCUGCCGGGUGCGGUGGACUGGGUGAUGAUGCAAAGCUGCUUCGGACACCACUUCAUGCUGGUGCUUGAGAAGCAGGACAAGUUCGAUGGCAUUCAACAGUUCUACGCAAUCGUCCAGCUUAUAGGAUCCCGGAAACAGGCCGAAAGCUUCGCCUACAGACUGGAGCUUAAUGGGAACAGGAGACGAUUGGCUUGGGAGGCCACCCCGCGUUCCAUACACGAGGGGGUCCAAUCGGCCAUACACAACAGCGACUGCCUCGUGUUCGACACAAACAUGGCCAACCUGUUCGCGGAGAACGGCAACCUCGGCAUCAAUGUCACCAUCUCCAUGUGCUAACAAUACACUACCACCCACCCACCCAUCCUACCUCCCUCAGUCAACACAACAAGGACAACAACAACACCGCCACCCUACUGCCCCCCACUCACCUUCAACAGAACUGACAACUUAGGUUGUAUCUCCCACCAUACAGCCUCAGCAACCCCAUCAUUCCCUCAGGACCUAGCCUAGUAUAGGGCAGCACCGUCCUCUCUCCCAUCUCGACACUUUCUGUUGACCCACAAGGAAAACUAGACAAGCCAGACUGGAGAAAGGAAGAAGAGAGGAGACGACAAAAUAUUUGAGCAGAGGAAGGGGGGAUAUAAUGAAGAGAAAGAGGAUGAUUAAGCAAAAUACACAACACAGUAUAGAUGAACAAAAACUGAAACAACAAACUGUGAUGAAAUAGCUACACUUUGCUGGUGCGAUUUUUUGUUAAAUUCUCGUGUAUUUAUGACUACAGAAACCUUCAUUAUGCAAUUGUCAUUGGAAUGAUCACGAACCUUGUCCUUUGCUAAUUGUAAAAGUGAUCGCAAUAUUCCGAACACAUUUGCUCCCCUAGUCUAGAAUGACUGAUUGAGGUGAUUCAAUGUGCUGAUUGCGAUUCUUGGUUCUAAUGUGCUUUCGUUGCUGCUUUUUUUCUAGAUAUAAUUUAUGGUUAAUUUUUUUGUUCUCAAAUUCUAUACUAACUAACACGCACACAUGAUCAGCAGCUGCUCUUUCGAAGUGCAACAGAAAUGCAUUCCUGAUUCACACGUGAUGUGUAGCUCAGCUUCGUCUCUGUAUAUGAAAUUCCGGAGUGCAGCCAGUAUUUAGACAGCCGCGUAUUCAUACUCGUCAGUAUUUAGACAAAUACUGUAUGAACCAAUCAGAAUCGAGAAAAGACUUAAA